AUGUCGUCUUUUUCAAGGGUUAUCAGACACAUACUUGUUGGCUUGUGUUUUUGGGCUAAUUUAAUAUAUGUAUUGCACAUCAUUUCUUCUGGCAAGCAAGAUGAUGGAUCAAACACCGAUUACAGAUUGUUAUAUUUCAAAAUCAAGAGCUCGCUAUCAAACGUAAACCCUGAUGGAAACGGAUUGUACUGGUGUUUUGGUCAAGACCGGCUAUUGAGAAGCCAUCUUGCUCUGGGAGUUAAGCAUGCUUACUGCCUUAACUUUGACAAAAUUGACUCAAACGCAGUUUUACAUGUCGCCCUUCUACUUAUCUCGGGCGAUGUUGCAACAAAUCCUGGCCCGACCCAAACAACAUCUGCAGAUAUUAGUUUUCAAUCUUGUUCUAAUCAAAACAUUGGUCAGAUUUGGCAAGGGAAAAAUCUGUCUGUGUUAUAUGCUAAUGCACGUAGCAUUGUAAACACAACAGACAAACUGUGUCUGGAAAUCCAUAGCGGGCAGUUCGAUAUUGUCGUAUUAACUGAAACACAUCUGGACAAUACCAUAGUCGAUUCAGAAAUUUUCCCACCGAAUUUUAUAGUAUUUAGACGUGAUCGUCAGCACCUUGGUCGUCACGGUGGCGGAGUCUUAAUAGCGACUAAAAACACGCUUAAAGUCCAUCACAGAGACGAUAUCACAUGUAUAGCAGAGUUACUGUUUGUAGAUAUUUUACUUCAUAGAAACAAGAAAUUGACAAUUGGUGUUUUCUAUAGACCGCCAAAUAGAGAAUGGCAGCCUUUGGAAGAAUUAAACCAAAUUCUUAGUGAAAUUUCUAGGUCUGAUAUAAUACUUUUAGGAGACUUUAACAUAAGCGAUAUCAACUGGAACAAUAUAAGUCCCCAGAGUGAUUCUUUAUUGGAAAAUCUUCUGAUAGAUAUUGUUCAUGAACAUUUUUUCAGUCAAUUAGUAAAUGAACCGACAAGAGGGUCAAACAUUCUUGACCUUGUCUUAACAACAUCAACCGACCAUAUACAAGACGUUCAGGUGGGCGAACCUUUUUCAGAUCACAACUUAAUCACUUUUAAAAUUAGUUGUAAGCCGUACGAGAAUAGACAAUCCCGCAAACAAUAUUAUUCUUAUAAGAAAGCAGACUGGGACAGCUUAAGAAACCUUCUUUUAUAUGCCCCAUGGGAACUUUCUCUGGCCGACAAUAAUACGAACGUUUGUUGGCAAACAUGGAAAGAUCUCUUUCUAGCGGCCGUGGACGAUUGCAUACCAAAAGCCAAUGUAGCGAAAAAUAAACAAAAUGCGCCUUGGAUAACUCGGGAACUAAUUUCACUAUGUAGGAAAAAGAAGGCUGCGUAUAAAAAAGCGAGAAAGUCCGGAAAAAAUCGUGACUGGCUAUAUUAUAAAAAAUUAAACUCGAUGGUUAAACGAAAGUGCAACUUAGCUCGACAGUCGUACGUAGAUGAUUUGAUAGAAGAACUAAAAGUGAAUAACGCCAAACCCUUUUGGAAAUAUGUAAAUUCGAAGCGCAAAGGUACUAACAAUUUAGUAUUAUUAAAAGUGGCUGAUAGAGAAAUUACUAACGACAUGGAAAUUGCUGAAAGUAUGAACACUUACUUCUCUUCUGUGUUUACAGACGAAACUUAUGACAACUUUCCCACCGUAAACCGUAUAUUAAAUGAGGAGUUGACGGAUGUUCAAUGCACAAUUGAAGAAGUCGAAAGACACUUAAAAACGUUAAAUGUUUGUAAAUCCUCUGGACCGGACAAUAUCCCACCGCAAAUAUUAAAAGAAUGCGCCUCUCAACUAGCACCAUCAUUAGCGAACCUGUUUAAUAAAUCCUUUUCCUCGGGUAUGCUCCCCCAAGACUGGAAACUAGCUAAUAUUGCUCCAAUUCACAAAAAGAAUUCGAAAUGCAAGAGAGAAAACUACCGACAAAUCUCACUAACAUCUAUUAUAUCUAAGAUAGCAGAAAAGAUUGUUCGGGAUAGAUCAGUUGAAUUUUGGCUCAGUCGGAAAGUAUUUAAUGAAAAUCAAUUUGGAUAUCUCAAGAACAAGUCUACUUUAUCCCAAUUAUUGUUAUGCUACAACGACUGGGCAAAGACUAGAAACGAUACAAAAGCAACCGAUGUUGUUUUUAUGGACUUCAGUAAAGCGUUUGACAGCGUGCCACACGAACGUCUGCUGUAUAAGUUGGAACAGCACGGUAUUGGAGGGGCUUUACUGAAAUGGUUUAGAAACUUUCUUACAAAUCGUCAACAACGAGUAGUAGUUCGGGGAUCGUAUUCGAAAUGGACCAAUGUAACAUCAGGGGUACCACAGGGAACAAUUUUAGGACCUAUUUUGUUUUUAAUUUAUAUUAACGAUCUCCCGAAUGAAAUUGUAAGUCACGUCAAGCUGUUUGCAGAUGAUACAAAAGUGUAA
This is a messenger RNA of Paramuricea clavata, 2406 nucleotides long. The record is from the annotation of a GenBank genome assembly. NCBI's taxonomy places the organism in Eukaryota, Metazoa, Cnidaria, Anthozoa, Malacalcyonacea, Plexauridae.